Apiotrichum porosum is the source of this 957-nucleotide messenger RNA. RefSeq lists its product as uncharacterized. Bases 1 to 957 code for a protein of 318 amino acids. Lineage: Eukaryota; Fungi; Basidiomycota; Tremellomycetes; Trichosporonales; Trichosporonaceae. The record is from RefSeq and is a predicted model, not a curated record. The transcript has 4 exons.
AUGCUCUUCAACAUCACCCUCGCACGUACCCUCGUCGCAUCCCGCAUCGCCCAGCUACCCCUCGUCGCACCCGUCCUCCACCGUCUCCCGUCCCUCGGCUACCACUACUACUCGUCAGCAGCAGCAACAACAACAACAACAAUGUCCCUCCCAGCCGCCAUCGCACCCGACACCCCCACCGUCCCGGGACAAGGCCCGCCCAAGAUCCACCUGUACACCCAGGGCACGCCCAACGGCUACAAGGCAAGCCUGUGUCUCGAGGAGAUGCGCAUCGCGUACCCGGACAAGGCCAAGGACCAGCUCAGCUACGACAUUUUUGUCCUGGACUUUGGCAAGAAUGAGCAAAAGCUCCCGGCCUUCCUCAAGAUCAACCCCAACGGCCGCAUCCCGGCCAUCGUCGACGACAAUGCGGGCGGACAGCGCGUCUUUGAGACCGCUAGCAUCCUCCUGUGGAUCGCAGAGCAGUACGACACCGACUACAAGCUCUCGUUCAAGGACGCCGGCGAGCGCGCAGACAUGGUAUCGUGGAUCUUCUUCGCGCAUGGCGGUAUCGGACCCAUGCAGGGCCAGGCGGGCUACUUUCUCAACCAAAAGUACAAGGACGCGUUCGCGAUCCGGCGCUACGUCGUCGAGGUUGAGCGCCUGUUCUCGGUCCUCGAGGACGGCCUGCAGCCCUCUGCCCCCGGCGGCGGAUCGUACCUCGUCGGCAACAAGUAUUCGCUCGCCGACCUGAACGCGUGGACGUGGGUCUCGAGCUAUGGCCGCAUGGGCAUCGACAUGGCCGCGUACCCGCAACUCGCCAAGUGGGUCGAGAGGGUGCGCGAGCGCGAGGGAACCAAGCGUGGGCUCAAAGUGCCCCGCCAGAGGGUCGAGGUGACGCCGGAGCAGGCGGCGGAGAAGCAGAAGGAGGUCAAGGCGUACAUUGCCGAAGCUGACAAGCUUGUUGCGUCGCUCUGA